This is a messenger RNA of Closterium sp. NIES-67, 954 nucleotides long. The record is from the annotation of a GenBank genome assembly. Lineage: Eukaryota; Viridiplantae; Streptophyta; Zygnematophyceae; Desmidiales; Closteriaceae.
CUCACUAGACUUACCGCCAUUUCUCCACAGACCGUAAGACACCGCCAAAAACGCCUACGCCAUGGCCUCCCUUGCAGCUUCCUCCACCGCGGCCCUCGCCCUUCCCCGCGCCAGCGCACCGGGGGGAGCCCGUUCCGCGAUCACCGCACGCCUACCCCGCCACGGUCUUGCUUCCGCCUGCCCGCUGCAGCUGCGGAGCGCCAGCACGGUGUGGUCGCGGAAGCCCGCUUCCGCCGCCUCCCCGCUGCCGGGGGUUGCGCGCGCUGUGGUGGUUGAGGCGCUUCCCAAGGAGUUCGGGCUGGUGGUGCUGACCGCCGCUGCUAGCGCCGUGCUGACGCAAUGGCAGAUGAUCGAGGUGGCGAAGCAACGGAGGGCCAGCAACCUGCCUUACCCCAAGAUGUACGAAGACAAGGAGGACAGCCUGUUCAACUGCUACCAGCGCGCCCACCAGAACACCCUUGAGAGCUACCCCGCCUUCCUCUCCCUCCUCCUCAUCUCCGGCUAUGCCUACCCGAUAACUGCCUCCGCUUGUGGGAUGGUCUGGGUUAUUGGCCGUGUCUUCUACUCCCUCGGCUACUACACCGGCAACCCGCGCAACCGAGUGCAGGGCAUGUGGGGCACAUUUGGUUUGCUCGGCCUUCUAGUGACCGCAGGAGUGUUUGGCGUCAGGCAGUUGCUGUGAAUCAGUCGUUGCAAGGCUGCUGCGAUGGCCCACAUGGUACUGGUACCACAUGGGUGUUUGGUCCAGACAGCUGCUGUGGGGAGUUGGUGCAAUGCAGAUGGUGUGAGGCAAAUGCUGUGAGGCAGCUGGAGUUGCGCGGUAGACAUGAGCAAUGCUUUCUGAAAGUGCUGUCCCACUCAAACAGUUAAUUUAUCAAAUCAAUUUUACUUCCGUUUGUAAUUUUCUCGAAGUUCAUUUUGGAACGUCGUCAGAAAUAAAUCAACACUGUUAUG